Messenger RNA from Brassica rapa (field mustard), 2368 nucleotides. Its product is annotated as protein EARLY FLOWERING 3. The record is from RefSeq and is a predicted model, not a curated record. Gene Ontology annotation, biological process: regulation of photoperiodism, flowering. Lineage: Eukaryota; Viridiplantae; Streptophyta; Magnoliopsida; Brassicales; Brassicaceae.
UCUCCUCUAUCCUCUCACAACUCACAAACAAGUCAUCUCCUUCAUUUCCCACCUGAGAAACUAGCUCCCCCACGAAAGAGCUUCGGUCUUUGUUUCUUUUUGUAUCUGUGUUUGUGCCUAGUUGCUAAGCCUUGUUCUGAUUAGUCUUGAGUAGGUGUUUGGUUUCAACUUUUCUCGGUGAGAUCUGAUCGUAGCCGGUGGUGGUUAAUAGUUGAUUAGUUGGCUGUUUUCUUGAGAUUUGUUAGGGUUUAGUGAUGAAGAGAGGGAAAGAAGAAGAGAAGAGAUUGGAACCGAUGUUCCCUAGGCUACAUGUGAAGGAUGCAGAGAAAGGAGGGCCAAGAGCUCCUCCAAGAAACAAGAUGGCUCUCUAUGAGCAACUCAGCAUCCCUUCUCAGAGGUUUACUAGUAGUGAUCGUGUUGGGGGGUCUUUGCCCCCUAACACCUCCCCUUUGCUUCCUCCUGGACCAUCAUCUAACCAGGGAACUGAUAACUUUGUCACGCAAAUGCCCUUGAUGGAAAAUGUGCGGACUACUUCAGCACAGCAUGAUCAUCAGAGGAAAAUAGCUAGAGAGGAAGAUGAUUUCGCUGUUCCUGUAUUUAUUAACUCUAGAAGACCUGGCAGAGGCAAGAGUGGCUUAAAGCGAGGUGUUGGCUUGGCAGCUAACUCAGCUACUGAGGAUAUGGAUCUUGCAUCGACUAGUGACCGAGUAGAUGAUGGACGCAUUAAUAAUGGAGUUGAGUCUCACAUGGAGGCAUCGGAAGAAGAAGGUCAUGGUAAUCUUAAUGAUGAGUACUGUACAAGUGGAGGAGGAGGAUACACCUCUCUGCAACAAGAGAUAAAUAAUGAAGAGGAGGCGAGUGAUGAUAAUUCGAUGGUGGAUUCUGUUUCCAGCUUAGAUGUCUCUCCUGAUGAGGUUGUGGGAGUUUUGGGUCAAAAACGUUUCUGGAGAGCAAGGAAAGCUAUUGCCAAGGAGGGACAUUCGUACAUAGUGCAAGGUGCCUGCCGAGACAGUUUAUGGAUUUUAUACUGUGUCUUCUUAGCAUCUGCUUGUUGGAACAUGUCCCCUGUCUCGGUUUGGUAUUGUCAACAAAGAGUAUUUGCUGUUCAACUGUUUGAGCUGCACAGGCUGAUUAAGGUACAAAGACUAAUUGCUGCAUCACCGGAUGUUUUGGUCGAUGACAUGAGUUAUGUUGGAAAAGUUGCUGCUAAAAGCUAUCCAGUGAAGAAGCUCCACCUUCCAUCAGGGUUUUUAGUAAAGCCUCCUCUACCACAGGUUAUCAAACACAGAAGCAGCGACUACUCGGAGAAGACUGACCAACAUAAAAUGGAAUGCUCAGCUGAGAACGUAGUUGGGAGGCUGCCAAACCAAGGUCAAGGUCAUCAUCAUCAACAACCUUCCAACUACAUGAUGCCUUUUGCGACCAACCAACCCAAUGCAAAUGGAUGUUACUAUCCCCCUCAGCCUCCUCCUCCUUCGGGAGGUAACCAGCAAUGGUUGAUCCCUGUAAUGUCUCCUUCCGAAGGGCUGAUAUACAAGCCGCACCCAGGUCCAGGUCCGGGGCACACAGGGCUGGUCUGUGGAGGGUAUUAUGGUCAUUUCAUGCCUGCACCAAUGUUCAUGGGUGGUGGUGGUGGUCAGCCUCCUCCGUUUCACCCGGGCAUGGGAUUCCCAUCUCAUGGUAAUGGCUACUUUCCUCCAUAUGGUGGUAUCAUGAUGAACCCUUACUAUUCCGGACAACAACAACAACAACAACCCAAUGAACAAAUGAACAACAACAUCCAACAACAGAGCUCAGUGAAUGAAGCGACUUCACAACAACAACAACAGCCAACGAAAUCUUAUCCUCGGGCUAAAAAGAGCAGGCAAGAGGGAAUCUCUGGUAAGAAGAAGUCCUUUCAACCAUUCUCAGCGGUUGAUGAUGAUGAUGAUGAUGAUAAUGACAAGAUCAACAAUGCUGCACCACCUACUGAGGAAAUGAUGACGACAACCACAACCACGACAACAACUGUUACUCAGACAACGAGAGAUGGAGCAGGAGUGACGAGAGUGAUCAAGGUGGUUCCGCACAAUGCCAAUCUGGCGAGUGAGAACGCUGCAAGAAUUUUCCGGUCAAUACAAGAAGAGCGUAAACAGUACUACCCUUGAGCCUCUCUCUCUUUUCUUCUUCAUUGUGUUGUUAUGCAUUGGAGCAGUGUGAUACAUGUUAUUCUCCAAAAUUUGUAUAAUAAUAUAUAAACGUAUGGAAGCUUGGAUGUCAUCACUCAAUUCAUAUCCUAAUAUUAAAAGCCUUGUAAACAUUUUGGAACACAUACGUUUUUGUUCACCCUCUUGUAAUAGAUUCUAUGAAUAAAAGGAAACUUGCAAUC